Molecule: messenger RNA, 2027 nt
Organism: Eupeodes corollae
Lineage: Eukaryota; Metazoa; Arthropoda; Insecta; Diptera; Syrphidae
Gene: atms
Product: RNA polymerase II-associated factor 1 homolog
Exons: 2
Coding region: 196-1941 (581 amino acids)
Biological process (GO): transcription elongation by RNA polymerase II
Cellular component (GO): Cdc73/Paf1 complex
Molecular function (GO): RNA polymerase II complex binding; chromatin binding
Source: RefSeq, a predicted model, not a curated record
UCAAAUCUGUCAAAGUGUCAUCUGUCAAACAUAUCGCUUGCUUGGAUUUAUAAAAUUUUAUUUAUCGUUUAUUAAUCAAAUUUAAAUAUUUUUAAUGUUUAAUUUAAUUAAUUACACCAAAUUACAAUCAAAAGUUUUAUUCUAAAAAGAGAGAGUUUUAAAAACACUGCAAUUGAUAAAAAUACAUAAGCGAGGAUGCCGCCCACAAUUAACGGCAAUGGCACCAAUCCGUCGACAGAAAAAAGACCUCCGCGCCCAACAGAUAGAAAAUCUGAGCUUAUUUGCCGUGUUAAAUAUGGCAACAAUCUACCCGAUAUUCCUUUUGAUUUGAAAUUCUUAAUGUACCCUUUCGAUGGACAUCGUUUUGUUCAAUACAACCCGACUUCGUUGGAGCGCAGCUACAAAUACGAUGUUCUCACCGAACACGACCUCGGUGUCACUAUCGAUUUGAUUAAUCGUGACUUGUACCAGUCCGAUUCCUAUACCCAACUCGAUCCAGCCGAUGAAAAGUUACUGGAAGAAGAUGUCCAUACACCACAUGAUUCGAUGCGUUCGCGUCAACAUUCGCGAAGUGUCUCGUGGUUGAGAAAGUCCGAGUACAUUUCUACCGAACAGACUCGCUUCCAGCCUCAAAAUAUCGAAAAGAUCGAAGCUAAGGUCGGUUAUAACGUGAAGAAAAGUCUUCGAGAGGAAACCCUCUACUUGGACCGAGAAGCCCAAAUCAAAGCCAUUGAAAAGACCUUCGAAGACUCUAAAAUUGAAAUCACUAAACAUUACAGCAAAGCAAAUGUUGUACCCACAGAGGUGCUGCCCGUAUUUGCUGAUUUCAAAAACUGGAAAUAUCCCUGCGCCCAGGUCAUAUUCGAUAGUGAUCCGGCUCCGAUUGGAAAGAAUGUACCGGCUCAGCUGGAGGAAAUGUCUCAGGCUAUGAUUCGUGGUGUGAUGGACGAGAGUGGAGAACAGUUUGUAGCUUACUUCUUACCAACGGAGAAGACUUUGGAGAAACGUCGUGAUGACUUUACCAAUAAUUUGAUCUACAAGGAGGACGAGGAAUAUGAAUAUAAAAUCGCUAGAGAAUACAACUGGAACGUCAAGAGUAAGGCGUCUAAGGGAUACGAAGAGAACUAUUUCUUUGUUAUGCGAAACGAUGGAGUUUACUAUAAUGAGUUGGAGACACGAGUUCGGCUCAGUAAACGUCGUGUCAAGGCUGGUCAACCUCCGAACAACACCAAACUGGUAGUAAAACAUCGACCUUUGGAUGCAAACGAACAUCGCAUUCAGCGAUAUCGCGAAAAGCAAUUGGAACCGGCUGGCGAUGAUGAAGAAGAAGAGGAUGAGGAGAUGGAAGAAGAUGAAGAAGAGAUUGAAGUAACUCAACCAACAGAGACGCAAGAAACUGAGGGAACUAAGAAUACUGAAGAAGAAGCUCAAGUUGAGAAGGAUCGUGUAUCGCGUUCUAGGUCGAAGUCUCACGCGAAAUCUCGUUCAAGAUCAAAAUCUCGUGUAAAAUCACGCUCCAGAUCAAAGUCUAUGGCGAAAUCUCGCUCACGUUCACACUCUGGUUCGAAGUCGGGAUCAUCUUCAAGAUCGAGAAGUCGAUCCAAAUCCUCAUCGAAGUCUGGAUCGAGGUCAAGAUCUGGAUCAAGGUCAAGGUCACGUUCCCGCAGCAAGUCGGGCUCAGCUUCGAGAAGUCGCUCUCGAUCAAGUCGGUCUGGAUCGAGAUCGCAAUCGAGAUCUGUAAGUCGAUCUCGCUCACGAUCACGUAGUGGAUCAAAGUCGCAAUCCCGUUCGAGAUCACGGUCACGCUCGAAUUCAAAAUCAAAAUCGGGGUCACGUUCGCCUUCUGGCUCCAGAUCGGGAUCCGGAUCACGUUCCCCAAGUCGGUCUAGAAGUGGUUCACCAAGCGGAUCAGGAUCUGGAAGCGGCUCAGAUGAAGAAUAAAUAUUUUGAUUAAAACUCUACUUUGAAGUUUAAACCUUUUAUUGUAAUGAGAAAAAAUAAAUAAAAACAAAACGUCUUUUGAAUAA